AUGAUUUCAACUGAAGUAAUAGAGUAUGAAGGAGAAGACAACAACCUAUUUCUUGGUCACCACAAGGGUAGCAAUGAAAUGAUAACUCAAAUACUGAAGGAAACCGGGAAUCACAAGGUUGUAGUUGUAUGGAAGCCGCAACCAUUAGAUAGAAUAGUUGCAGAGGUUGAGGGAACACACGCGGGAAUUAUUCUAAUGUUUUCAGGUCCACUCAGAAUUAUGGUUCAUAACCCGACAAUAGUACACAAGGGUGAACAGUACCUUAUUGAAAUUGUAUGGGUAAAACGCAACAUUCCCUCGACAUUUUUCUCUGUAGUAGGAAAAAUUAUUUCAAGAGUAAGUGAUCAUCUAGUAAUUCCGCUAGAAUGCAAAACGGACGAGGACCGUGCAAAGAA
This is a messenger RNA of Paramuricea clavata, 395 nucleotides long. The record is from the annotation of a GenBank genome assembly. Lineage: Eukaryota; Metazoa; Cnidaria; Anthozoa; Malacalcyonacea; Plexauridae.